AUGGCAGCGUCUCCAGCAAGCAAGUUUGCAGGGGAAGCUCUCCCGCCUACCUUGACACCCGCUUGCCAGCAGCCACCUCUCUACGAUGGCGCAACCAGGUUGUACAUGGCGUACGUUUGCCCAUAUGCGCAGCGAGCAUGGAUCGCGAGGAACUGCAAGGGUUUGCAGCACAAGAUCUUGCUUGUCCCCAUCGAUUUGGCGGAUAGGCCAGCGUGGCUCAGAAAGAUUUACCCCAAGAAUCAGGUACCCUGCCUAGAGCACAACAACAAAAUGACAGGAGAGAGUUUGGAUUUGAUCAAGUAUAUAGACAGCAAUUUCGAAGGCCCCAAAUUGAGUCCUGAUGAUCCUGAAAAGCAAGGGCUUGCAGAAGAACUGCUGGCUUAUUCAGACACCUUCAAUCAAGCGAUGAUGUCGGCAUUGACCGCCAAGGGGGCAGUGACUGCUGAUGCUGAAGCUGCUCUGGACAAAAUAGAAACCUCCCUUUCAAAAUUUGAUGAUGGGCCUUUCUUUCUCGGCCAGUUCAGUCUGGUGGACAUCGCAUAUGCACCAUUUGUUGAUGGAUUCCAAGUAUUCUUUGCCAACAUAAAGAACUACGAUACCACGGCAGGAAGGCCUAACAUGCAGAGAUUCAUCAAGGAAAUGAAUGGAAUUGCGGCGUAUGCGCAGACCAAGCACGACCCUCAAGAACUGCUUGCUCUCACAAAGAAGAAGCUCGGGAUAUAA
Molecule: messenger RNA, 723 nt
Organism: Triticum turgidum subsp. durum (durum wheat)
Lineage: Eukaryota; Viridiplantae; Streptophyta; Magnoliopsida; Poales; Poaceae
Source: the annotation of a GenBank genome assembly